UGUUGACCCGCCACGUCUGUGUACCCCUCGCAUGGCAAGCAGUAUGGUCUAGCCUCUGAGCCCCUCACGGAGCGCUGCUGGGGUGCGGUAGGCGGAGCAUCUCCUUUGCAUUCCAGCGCUGGGACCCUGCAGCCUGUGACCUUGGAACCGCAGGGGCUGCAUCGUUAGAGUUACCAAGAGCAGAGGGCCAGGACUUCCACGGCUUUAGGAAUGUUCAGAACUUACCUUUGCCCCAGUGCCUGAACCUGGAAUCUGGAAUGUGGAAUCUGGAAUCUGGAAGGGCUGGUUGACCUGGCCUCUGCGAGCCCCUGGCUUGCUUCUCUCCGAGCAGGCAUGACAACAGGGCUGGUGCUGCUGAGUGACUGCCUGAGGUGUCUGCUGGCUGGUGGUGAAAAGUGACAGGGGCUGAGGCUGUGUGAGUGGUGGGGCCUGGAAGAUCUGACCCGCCGGCAACCUCUGCAGACCUCUGCAUUAUGACCCGGCUGCUUGGCUACGUGGACCUCUCGGAACCCCACUUUGUGGCUGCUGUCCUUGCCAUUGUCUUCAAUCCACUCUUCUGGAAUGUGGUUGCGAGAUGGGAACACAAGACCCGAAAGCUGAGCAAGGCCUUCGGGUCCCCCCGCCUGGCCUGUUACACCCUGGGUGGGGCCAUCCUGCUCUUGAACGUCCUGCGCUCCCACUGCUUCACACAGGCCAUGCUGAGCCAGCCCCGGAUGCAGAGCUUGGACAACCCUGCCGCCUACCACGUGGGCCUGGCGCUCCUGGGAGUGGGCGGUGUGUUCGUCCUUUCCAGUUUCCUAGCGCUGGGCUUCACCGGGACCUUCCUAGGCGACUACUUCGGGAUCCUCAAGGAGGCCAGAGUGACCAUGUUCCCGUUCAGCAUCCUGGACAACCCCAUGUACUGGGGCAGCACAGCCAUCUACCUGGGCUGGGCCAUCGUGCACGCCAGCCCCACCGGCCUGCUGCUGACCGCGGUGGUGGCACUCAUCUACAUGGUCGCCAUCGUGUAUGAGGAGCCCUUCACCGCCGAAAUCUAUCAGCAGAAAGCCUCCCAGGCCUGCAAGAGGAGCUGACGGCCACGGCCACUCUGGGAGAGUUCCCACCUCAGGCCUGCCCCGAGCACAGGCCCCUCGAGGGGGAGAGCGGUGCUUGGCGAGGACUGUCUAAUGCCUUGGAAACAUGGCUUGAGGGCUCUGGACAGGCGCCUUGUGGCCCCAGAGCGCCCUGCCCUGCUGUCCGCCUUGUCCUGACUAAUAAAAGGCACCUGACCCAUC
Messenger RNA from Capra hircus (goat), 1274 nucleotides. RefSeq names its product phosphatidylethanolamine N-methyltransferase (gene PEMT). The coding region runs from base 474 to 1073 and encodes 199 amino acids. The record is from RefSeq and is a predicted model, not a curated record. The transcript is spliced from 9 exons. Gene Ontology annotation, biological process: phosphatidylcholine biosynthetic process. Gene Ontology annotation, molecular function: phosphatidylethanolamine N-methyltransferase activity. Lineage: Eukaryota; Metazoa; Chordata; Mammalia; Artiodactyla; Bovidae.